Molecule: messenger RNA, 12726 nt
Organism: Peronospora farinosa
Lineage: Eukaryota; Oomycota; Peronosporomycetes; Peronosporales; Peronosporaceae
Source: the annotation of a GenBank genome assembly
AUGGAACCAUCUCCAGCGCCGCGCUUAGAGGAAUUGAUCCUCUCGGGCGCGGAUGUGAACGUACUGAACCACACAACGUUGUCUCUAUGGCAUUUUCAGCAGUUGACACAUGAACUUCUUCCAUUUACGGCGACUAUUGAGCCGGAGGAAGAUCUGGACGGAGUCAAAAGUUCCAAGACGGAGACACCAGAUCUUGUAUCAACCUAUGUACGAAGCGUAGACCUUGGUGAAGGAAUGAAUGUAGCUGCAGUACUAUACGAGCAGCCUAUGGAUGUCUUAAAGCUUGAUACAAGUGACCAGGAAGAUGAAAAGCAGAUCAGGGACAGUUUUAACGGGACAGAAGAUGGACCUGGAACACUGACCACUACAAUCAAGGGACACUUGACUCCGGACACUCGAGUUGCUGCCAUUUUUCAACGCUAUCGUUGUGUCUUGUGUCUUGAUGCGUCACCUUCUAUCUUGUCCAUUGAUCCAUCCUCUGGACGAUUGUUCUUGGACUUGCUAUAUGAGAGUGUGGAGCUUUUUAUUUGGAGUAUUUUACGUCCAAUGGAAGUUGGUGGUGUAGCCUUCACUCCAGAGCUUCAUGUGUCUGUAUUAGUACAAGGAGCUCUUGUGGAGUCACUUUGCGUGCUUAUGCAAGGAUAUAUCGUCACAAGGACAAACGCUGCAGGCUUUUUGCAGUUGAUAAAAGAGAGAUUCCAGUUAAUUGAAAAUAAUUGGGCCUCUCAGGCCCAGAAACAAGGGCAGUGGGGGUUGUUGGGCAAUGCGACACCAGCCACACUUGACUGGAUCCUGCAAAACGCCGUCUUUGCACUUAAUUCAUUGCCUACGGACUGUGCACCGAUGAUGGUCCUGGUAACGGACGGUGUCCUCGAUGUACGAGAUGUCUUUUCGUACGACAAUUUGUUGAUGCAACUUGUGCGUCAUGAUAUUCAGUGUCAUUUUUUGCGCAUUGGAGGAGGUGGAGAAGAUGAACUUAACGCUACUUUUGGCUUUGUGCCGGACACGCAUCUACUACGCUUCGUAGCAGAGUAUACUAGCGGAACAGUGUUUGAUUACGCCGCUAUUCACGAAGCUUGCUAUGGCAAAACGAGCACAAGUAGCGACACUGUUAAGAAAAUGACGGGGUUACAGGAUGCCUUUUUCUUACGUAAAUCAAGUGUGCAUGCCAACUCGGCACCUGUGGUCAAGCUAAAUGAGAUGGAUAGCACGUCAUUUGAUAGAAGGACGCUUUUGCCGUUACGUCCUUACCGCAUGUGGCGGGACAAGGUACUUGAAUAUCGCAUUUUUGCAGACGUGAAUCGUAUUGUGGAGGCAAGACUUUGUGAAGGCUUCUCGAUCAACAAGAUUCAUGUGAAGACUUACCGGCAGCCACGACUGGCAGAAAGAGAUUCCGUUCCAGGAGCUGGCGUAGAUACUUCUAGCAAUGGUGAUGCAAGCAACGCGAUUGAGAGCUCUAAUGAAGUCACCAAGUUAUUGAUUGUGUUCUUACUGCAAUGGAAACAGAAUGUUUGGCUAGAAUACGUGGUGUCAACAACAACCGAGGACUCAGCGACAUUGAUAUCGUCAUCAACUCCGGCACCUCACAGCGGUCGACGAGUGAGUGGACAGGGAUUAAAAGGUCCGCCGACAUCAUCAGCAGCAUCAAGAAUACCUACAGGAAUUUCCUGUAAGGACCAGAGAACAGCUUGGAGUGAGUGGUACGUGAAAAUGAACAUUUUAGGCUACGCGGACUUCCUCCGUGCGUUUGAAGAUACUAUGCAGCACUCUUUGGCAAGUGAAACCCGAGGGGCUGCAGCCAGGGGAGAAAAUUCCAUGGCAUCACCAGUCUUUGUGCACGACUUUAUUAGAAAUGUUCAAGAUGUCGACCGUGUGCUGCUGCAUUUGAUGACAGCGACGGCUAGUAUUAAUGAAACCAGCGACUCGGUUACCAACCAGUUUUCCUUUGGAACAAACUUAACAUCAGCAUCUGCAACCCCCAGGAUAACAAGUUUCCACCCGGUAUUUAACAUUAUUGGUGACCUCUCUACUGUGCUCUGGCAUCGUUGGUUUUUUGUAGAGCGAUUUGAGAUUCUCUCAGUUGUUAAAAGUGGCGCAUGUACGGACUUAUUUUAUCGCAGCGAAAUACAUGAUGUCGGGCGAGGAAGCGCAAGCUCGCAUUUGCGUGGCUUAGGAAAUUUUGCACAAGGAAUGAUUCACAAUCAUGAAACAAAUGUGUAUGGGGCACACAAUGGACACAUUACGAUUGGAGUUGAAAGCUUCGCUGAGCCCCUAGUCGCGAUUCUUGUUAGAUGGUCUUCGCAAAAGUUGUCCCAGGAUUUGUUCUUGAAGUUUCUUCGUCCGACUGAUUCGGAAAAAAUCCAUGCUCCUUCAAGGGCAAAGGCUCCGUCAUCUACUAUAACUUUGUCUGGAGGGAUUGCACAACGACGCCGACAGCGCAGUUAUAAUAGCAGCAUUGGCGACGGUGCUACACGUGGUGACGAUAGCUGCAGCACAAAAGAAAGUAAGGCAGCACUUUGCUUUGUACGGCUCGAGUACAAGAACAAAACGUUAUGUGCAAUUCACGUAGCAUUCUUCGCGACUAGAUCAUCAACCCGCCGGCAGGUUUUAGAUGACCUGAAAAGCACUAUUUUUUCGAGUAUUAAUGAGGUGGCUGUAAUACCUACCCCAGCCAAGCUGCUCUCUUCAUCACUGGUGGACACUCCAGUCAUUCUUUGUCAUCGAAUGCUGAGUCGUUUGCUUGUCACGCACGACACACUUCUUCUUCACGGAAUUGACCAGGACCCUGGACCCUUUGAUUGUUAUGUUGCAUCGCCGACGUUGGAGGCUGAGAAAAAUGCAGGAGCGAUACCUCCGUCAAGCAUAUGCUGCGGUGGGAGCGAAUUGCAGCUACAGCGAGUGUUCGGUGCGUACGUGUGGCACUCGAGUUGGAAGUGGAAAGUGUCAAACUUAUCGACAUUGUUGGACGUAAUGCGGCGGCUUCAUGAUGCCCGCAUCAGCAGUGGAUUUUGGGUCUUGGACUGGAAAAUGGAGGAAGGAGAUGCUGGUCAAGGUGCACAUGUUGAGAGUGUAAUUUUUGGGCGGGAAAUUUUGAUGGAAAAUGAGAACGGGCACACAAAGACAUGCCUGGUACAAUAUGCGCUUCGUCGUGUCUCAGAUACUUGCCUAAUGACGUCCUUCUGGAUGGAACCUCAGCAUGGCGUUGUUAAGACUCGAUUAUCGGAUGAAGCUGAUCAACUAGACAGAUUUCACUGGAGACUGAAGCAAGCUAUUGGGCACAGUACACCAUUUGAGAAUCGUGACAGUCGUGAUUCUCAUCGAAGCAAUAUCCCGCAUGGAGCUUCUGGGUGGGUUUCUGCAUCUUCGAUGGGUUCAGCGGAUGACGAACGGAAGUCAAUGCAGCACGAAGAUGUGAGCAUGCACUGGAAUGAGGAUUCCAAGUACUUGGAUGAGAGUGAAUUGCUGCAUUUAAUUCGUGGAUACCUGUUCAAAAGUGACCGCCACUUCCUCUCGUGCCUGUACACGUUUGAUAGCAUCAUUAAUUUGCGCGAAGACAUCGAGUUGAGCAAGAGUAUUGAUGGUAUCGUUGGCUCCAACUGGAGUAUAGAUCGGCACUUGGCGUCGAAAAAUGGCAUGAUCCUUCCUCCAUUCAGCACUGCAAGACUUUUGGCGACUUCAAAACGAUCUACAGAACAUUUUCUGAUGUAUCUGCAAAACAGUAAAUAUUCUGCGGAUGAGGCGAAUGAGCCGAGUAGUGGGAUUGCGCCUUCAGUCUCUACAGCCAACGACAAUUUGUAUUCUAUGCUUGAACUUACUCUUAGGGGCCUGAGUGAUUGCGAGGUGGCAUGGACAGACUACAAUGGCGACGUUGUGGCAGGUACUAGUAUGGCUACAAACGGCAAUAUUGAAGAUGAUCGCUUUUUUAGGGAAGGCAUGGAUGGACAGUUGCCAUUGUGGUUGAAGCAGCACUUGGCAUUGACUUUCAAGGACCGUGUGCCGCAUCAUGCCUUAAGUAAAGGCAAGUGCUAUGCAAAACUUGUGAGCGAUGAUUGCGUCGUGUUGGCAUUUUUUCCUUCAUUGGAUACUCUGCAGGUCCAAAACAAAACGGGUCGAGGGGGGUUUGCGCAAAUUGAUGGAAUGAAAGGCAAGUCACCUCUUGAAGACAGGCUGGAUACAAUAAACGUGGCAUCUGGAAAAGAAGAGGGGCGCAAAAACCCUUUAGAGCAAUUUUCCGUCCGUUCAGCGGACGAAAGUGGGGCGAAAUCUCGAGCUGUGCGGAUGUCAGUGUCUGCGGACGAUAUCGUGCUGUAUCAAGAGCGCCGGCGCAGCUUCCGUGAAGGCUAUAAAUCUUGGAGAAUGGGGCAUUAUCAAGGAUCUCGUGAUGAAAAGCAUAGUUAUGGGCGUGACUUUCAGAAACUCCGUCUUCCUUCAACACCAGAAGAUCAUGAGUUUUGUGAAGAAAUCAGUCGUCAAGCGGCUUACGGCUGCGAUUUUCAUCUAGUUAUUGAAAGUGCCAAUGGAGCUAUGGGCUCAGGCUUCUUUCAAGUUGCAUUUUAUGAAUGCUCGCUUUCUAGGUUGUCCACGGACUUGCACGAUACGAGUAACGAGAUGCAUGAUCAUGCAGAUUUGCCUCACACUAUUCUGAGGCAUCUAUUCUUCUCAAAACGCCAUGAUAAGUCGAGGGAAGACCGGUCAACAAUACCACUCGGUCGCCGUUUUUGGAACAUAUCUUUAGCCCGAUCACCAUUAGGCUCAACAGCGAAUCGAUUGAGUUCUAGCGGUAUUCGCGCUUCUCAUCGAUUUCGCAAAAAGAUUAAACGUGCACACGAGCAUAACUUUUCUCGCGGUGUUUACAUGGCGCUUCGUGAAGGAGGAACAGUCCAGCACAGUGAUUUGCUUCAGGCACUGUCGAGCUGUAUUGAAGUCCCAGUGGAUGUUGAUAUUACGCUCCUGUUUCGUAUGACGGAGGCUGCUGCAUCACACAAAAUUUUGCCACUGAGUCCGGCAGCAGCAGCAGUGGUCUCUGCUGGUAUGGGCGUGGACAUUCUAAAGGACAAGCUGACAAAGUCUUUCGAAACAAUCCUUUCCAAUGUUUUCGUUCCUAUUGCUGGCACAAAGUAUUACUACUUCUCAGGAAAUGAAAACACUAUGUAUGAAGAUAUGUCUGCAAGUGAGUACGACUUGCAUAUUCUAAUGGAAGACUCAGAUGAUGGCGAAGCGAUCUCCGAAAGUCGUAAAAAGGGUCAAUCUGAUGACGCUAGUUUCAGUGGAGAAGAAACCGUAGAUGCUGCCGAGAAGGGUUCCAAUCGAAGCAGGCGUGAUAGCUUGGGACGUGAAUUACCCCCGCCAGUGAUCACCUCAAGUGAAGAAAAAUCAGAGAGCGAGCAGCACCAUGCAAAUGUUGAAGAGGACGCAGAAUUCAACAAAGAUGUUGCUGUAGCGACGUCUAGCUUCUCUGUGCCAUUCUUUUUGAAGUUUGAAUGCCGUCUGCUCAAUAGUUCACACGAGAAUCGGUCAAAUGCUGCCGACGUGCAUGCUUUAGGAGCGACGACUGAGUCUGCUUUGCUAAGUCGAUCGUCUAGCAGCGCUGCUUACGAAGACAUGGGAAAGGAUAUGGUUGCACAGGCACAACUCGCUUCACCUAGUAGUCGACAGGAAAAGCUUGACGCAUUUUUGGAAUCAUUAAAGACUUACCAUGGAUCUCAGUACCACUCGCACUCAACCGAUGUUUCGCAAUUUGCUGAGUCCUUUUUCAAUCUGCCGUCGGGACGUAUCGCUUUGCGUUUGAUGACGUUGACUUUACCCAACGAACAAGUAUAUGAUGACGGGCGCCUGCCGCCUCAUGUGCCAUUUGAAAUGGACAUUAGCCGUGGACAGGCAAGUGAGACCAACGCAUUGCCGUCAAUUUUGCACAACUAUUCGACGCUGCACCUUUUUCAGCGCCAAGUACUAACUCGUAUUCGAAAGGACAUUAAGGAGUGGUCUAGCGUGGAAAUUCUUUCAAUUUUGAAGUCGGCAAAUGAGAUCACACCGGCAAUUGGGGCACUGGUGCAGAACCUCUUCGAUGACCUUCCUGAGCUUGCUGUGACAAAAGCAAAUUAUCCGCUUGAGUUUGUCGCAGGCAGCCAAGAAACCGCUGUCGUGCCACUUGAUCUAUUCAAGCGCGAGUUUGAAAAGGGCGAUUUGCUCAAUGUUUACCGGUGUAACGGAGUGUACUUCGUGGUGGAAAGUGUGAGUCCUACUGGUACGGAUCUAGACGAAGAUGCCGACAACCGGUCUGGCGCGAGUUUUAAGAUACCUUACUGGGCGUUUUUUGAAUUUGGAGCAGACCACAUUAGUUUGCAGCUCCAUCAUCCAGAUCACUUUGGGAUCGACGCUAAAGGGUUCAAUCGGUUAAAUGUUCUAACACGCCUUCAACUUGGACUUCGCGCGUUAUGUCGUCGUGUAAAUCAGUUCUUACUCUUGCUGCAGCUCCACGAGACUCGCACAUGCAAUGGAUUACUGCUUCCGCCAAACGGCAACUUGCUGUCAAGUCCACGAUCACCUAAACAAAAUAAUGGCUCACAAAGAGCUUCGAGUUCAGUGAAUGGAAAGGAUGGAAACAUGAAACAAGGCAGUUUUUUUUGGCCUGGGCAGUUCGAGUGUGACUUGCGCUACUCUGCUUUUUUUAAGCUUCACGAGCGGUUGGCGCCCAAUUUUGCGCUCAAUAUAUUGUGCACUUCAGCACUGGAGCAGUUCCAAGUUCAUAAUCGACGCCAUAUUUUUGUGUACCGAGAUCGCGACGGUCACGUGUUUUAUAUGAAGAUUAGUAUAUUUUACGAUACGACAUUGUUCAAUGCAGAGGACAGUCAACCCGUCGAAGAACGGCAAGAGCGAAACGGUUUUGCUAGAUCUAGCACUGGAGGAAGCUGUGGUGGAGGUGCAACAACUUCAGCGACUACACCAGCAGGGGUCCCUGGAAUUCGGCUGGAAGUAUUCGGUGUAUCUGAAGCCGGUGAAGAAGUAACUCAUGAGUUGUGCCGCCUGCUGGAACGAAAGCUAGACGAAGCAACGCAAGUGGUUCUGAUGAAGUUGCUGGCACGCAAUACAAAAUUCCAGCUCAGUCAAUCAGACCUAGCGUUUUUGUGUCCACCUUCAGCCGAACCUUCGAGUAAGGUCAAUUACAUUCUUCCUGACGAGAUAGCUGAUGACUGCUGCACAUUGCUGCACUACUUGUCCCAGACACUUAAACUCUCAGCAUAUAUACGCCCUGUUACAAGUGGUGGAUCGUUGCCCUCACGAAGCUCACGAGAUAAUGUGGAUAACAAUACGCUACGGCCGACUCGGCUCGGCAGUUUGGCGUCUGCAGGUAGCUAUGUAAGUUUAUCCAGUGAGGAACAUGCGAAAGUAACAGCUCCAGAUAAAUGUGAAGAAGCAAAGCUUGAAGAAGUAACGCGCGCUACACAAGACAGUGCUAGCAUACACCCUGCUUACUUCGGACGCUAUCCGAAAACGUUUGAGCUCCAGGAAGAAGGUCCCUCAAUUUUGUUCGACGCAGCUUCUCGAUCACCUGUUUUCUUCUAUUCAGAACAUGAAGCGGAAAGGGAGAAUGAUGCUUUUGAUGAAGUGGUCUCAGGUGUUGCACCGAUACAACCAUUACCUGAAAUCGUGGCCUGCGCAUCGUAUGUUUUAAAUUUGAACCCAGACUUGCGCCUCUCGCAAGGAUUUUUGUCGCGGGUCGGAAAGGGGCUUGCUCUUAUGCGUGUGGAUCUAAUCCGUCAGAACUUCGCCAAGACUGGAGCUGAAAAUGAACAUCAGGAGGAUGCCAAGUCAGAGAGCAUCAAUAAGGUUAAGCAGAUGCACGACAUUCCAGGACUCGCGGCGUUGUACUCAACUCGUGUGAACACAAGCAACAACACCCUAGUGGCUAGAUGUCAGGUGUGGAUCCGAGGAUCCAUUCAUUCAACGGAACUAAGUCAAGUUGUGGAGUCAUUUAUGGAUGAAGCUUUGUACGACUACCACAUCGAAGCGACUAUCCGAAAGUUGCAUUCAUUCAACGGACGGCUUGAUACUUGUACAAGCAGUGAUGCGUCCCCAGAUUUAUCUGGGACCCAAGGGAAUCUGCCCUCGGAUGUGGAUACGCUAGUGUCGCUCUUUAAGAGCGCGUGUCUUUUGCCUUCGUCCUCUGUUACAAAGUUAGAAGCGGAUGAAUCGAUUGCGCCAUGGGACCUCAACAAUGCUGUGGCGCAGAUUCGCAAUUUUUUGUGCUGCCUGCCUCACCACUUGCGACCAGCAGUUUAUGCAAAGUCUAAGCUUUCAGGUAGAUAUGAGACUGUUUCGAGUCGCAAUGUAGGUCUGAGCUCUUACACGACUGGACCCCCACCAAACAAGUUUCGGCUGGUAUUACAGCUUGCUGGCGAUCUGGACGCACACGACGACUCAAGUGACUCGGAUACAGAAACGAUAGCGUCAAUGACCUCAGCAGUUCAUCACAUUGAACCGCUGAUGAGAACCGACUCUAUUCAUUCCGAGAUGUCAGAUAUUGACUCGAUAUCAGGCCGAGUGCCGCUCACAUUGACAUCAUGCUCAGAUUUGAAUGCGAUUUCACAGAUGCAAAAUGCGCCGUCUGUGUCUUCCACAACUUCAUCAAUGGUUGGACUGAUGGGAAUUCUGUCGCACCAACCACAUCACCCGAAGAAUGUGAGCUUUUCGGAGAGAGACGUAUUACUCUACUCGAACAAAGGCAGUACUCGGCAUCGCCAAAAACCGCAAUCUUAUGAAUAUCGGGAGGUGACACGAUCGUUUUACUACGUGGUGGAUCUGUCCACGAGCAAGGGAUUACGGUUACACGGAUACAAUAUGAGCGGCGCUCUGGUGGAGGCUCUAGCCACAUACACAGCGCGGAUACUUACAUGGAGCAUGCUUCGCGAAAAGCUGCUGAGAACCUUGCUGCUGGAAAAGUCGGGGCUUUCCACCGCCGCUCCUGUUGGCUCCAUGGUGCUGCAGCCCUCCAGUUUAUUUUCGGCCACCGGAAGGAUGGAACAAGCUGGGAAAGGCGUCGGCAAGAAUACUAUUGCUCAGUGUAAGGAUUCCGCUGUGCAUUUCAUAGAGUAUCGACCUCCCGUGCUAUCAAUACUGCAGUCCAACGAAUGGUUUCCUAGAGUCCUGGAUGCAGGUCGCCUGCGCUCAAUUGAGGGUUCCACCCUCGGAGCAUAUUUGCGUGAAGCACAAACCCAACCAGCCUUAGCAGCACUUGACUCUCAGUAUCAGCGCCCUAGAGGGCAUAGUAGCACGAAUUUGGGUGCUUCAUUUGGCCCUACAAGCAUUCCAGAUCUUACGCGAGAAACAUCAGGGCCAUCAUUAUCCCAGCGGAGUUUUAACAGCAAUGGAGAUAUUUCAGCACAUGUGCUGGGAGGCCAAGCACCCGGAAGAAGCAGGAGCGGUGGCAUUGUCAGCAGCAGCAAUGUAUCGGAUAGCCUGGUAUCGUCUCCAGGUAAGCGAUUAAGUGGACCUAGUUCUGCCUUGCCAUGUCCAGGUACCGGUCGGAGUGAAGUCACAGCUCGGAUGCGAGGCGGAGCGGGAGCCGCAACAGCAUUAAUGGCUGCACGUGCCCGAGCAAGGGGUAGUGGUGCCUUUCUCAACCAUAUAGGCGGCGGAUCAGGCAUUGGUGUAGCGCAAGUUGGUGGAAGGUCAUCAGCAGCAUCGUCAGGUGACAGUGUUGCGCCGUGGGAUUUGCCAUUGUCGAAUAUGAAAGGACCACGGUUGCAAAUCUCAGCGGAUGAUGCUGAUUCUAGGUUAAUUACGGGUCGGGAUGGCAGUCAAACAGAUUCCUACUCAAGGAAUGACUCCAGCUCCACAAUCACAGCAAGUGCAACUCUGAAGACUAAAUUGAGUGGAGUGAAUCACCUUGGGCGGAGAGGAUCUCGGAAUAACUGUCUAGCCAACCUAGUAUCAUCAUCGUCUUCAUCUUCAUUGUCUGGACUUACAGUGGCGAAGUCAUCUGCGCAUCACAAGGGCAGCAAUGAAACGUUAUCCUCGGAUCAAUGCCAAAUCCAUAGUUCUUGGAAGAAACGCUUGGAGUUUGCAUGGGGACCUCGUUUUUUAUUCCCUGGUAAUACGGAUCGAUGGGCGACGAUUGUUGCAGUUGAACAGCGGCAGCAUUCUACUGACCUCGAGGAGGGCAAAAAAGAGUACCAGCAUACAAAAGUUCAAACACCUCUUUCGUUAUUUUGUGCUGCACUGGAUAAGCGCUGGGAGGCAUUUGAAAUACGAUCGACAAGUCACACGGUGGGCAUGAAUCUGCUGGAAAAGCUUGCGUCGUUGCGAGCAGACGAAGAGAUGGAAGAGCCUGUUGCGAAGGAUGUUGUGGCACAUCUCGUGGAGAGCGGACACCUUUUGUUGUAUCAGCGCUUUCGAGCUGCUUUUGUGGAACGAUGGGUAGCCUCAGAAGUGAUUGGAGUACCUGAAGAAGACGGGGUAAUGAAUAGUCGCUUUCGCGCUUUGCAGUCAUGCAUGGAUCUAGUGCACUUGCUUAGCUACAAAAGAGAAUUUGUAUUUGAUCAAGACGAAUGCUCUGUGGCCAAACUUUACACGGAGCACACUGUUCUCAGCAUGGGAGCUGGUGCUGGUGCAGAUGUUUCUGGGAUUAAGCAGCAGGUUGCCACCAACUUGGAGCCAUUGCGCCUGGCAGUGGCGAGCGAGUUUUACAAGGAAUAUGCUGUACACUUGCGCACGCUGGGAUUCCGACGCCUUCGGACAAUAAAUACAAGUAGAAGCUGUGCACGCGCAUUCCCCAUCGAUCACGGCACUGUUGCAAAUGAAAACGAAAUACCAGGUGUGGAGGGCUUUACCGAAUACUUUUAUCAUCCUGAAAGGGCAGCCGCAGAAGCUGGUGGAUGGAAGAUGGAUCCAACCGAUAGCACCAAUGAUGCUCAUCCACUAUCGCUUGUGAUUUUAAAAGUGAGAUGCGACAACUGUGGCGUGCGGCUCUCUGCUGUGCUUGUGAGCUUAAAUGACGUGGAGCAGCAAGACCUGCGAUUUCAAAAUUGUUUGGCCGUAAAAGCUGGAAAUCACGCAAUGGGGACGUCAGGAUCACGGGUUCAAAGCGUAGCCUCGUGGCUACGAGCCCAAUUACAUACUGAGGCCCUGAUCUAUGGAUUUACGAUUCGCUACUUUCAGCAGCAUAUACUUCAGUGGAUCGACGCUUCUCGCAAUUUUCAUGCAGGACAGAAUGGGCAUGGACGCAGUGUUGGAAAGCAUCUUAGGGAAGAUGAUGCUCUUGUAGUUACCCCACCGUUACCAUGGAAGAAAGUCUCCACGUUCCAAAACAUCGUUAAAGGUCUUCAGUGCUUUCUGCAUGCAUUUCCGGAUCUACCAGACGAAUCUCAGAAUGCAGCAGCGCCAACCCUGUCAUUCGUAAGUAAAACUUGCGAUGGCGAAAACACAGUAAGGACCGGAUCAAGCGAUUUAAAAGUACCUUCGAUCCCUUUUUCGUCUGCAGCACCUGGUAGCGAUGGCCAUAAGUCAGCAUCGCAAGCCGCUUCGAGGUUUUCUCGGCGGGUUGCAACCGACCAGCAUCGUCAGCAACCCCUCCAUAUGACUUCAUCUGCGCCGGACACCAGCAUCAAGUCUGCAGCACCUUUAUCUUUGCUAUGGCAUGACUGUGUGAUACGAGUGGCGACGGUAACGUUGCGACCUACUUCACUACAAUCGAAUUGCUCCGAGUUAAUCAUGGUUCAGAUUCUGCUGCGAUAUAUCGCGUGCCAUGGCUUGCGCUAUGAGCUGCUAGACUUAUUGCAGUUCGGCACACCGGAUGCUGUAGUAUGCCAUUCUUCAUCAGGCAGCUUCUUCCAUCGAUCCACCAUGACACCAUCACCAAGCAAGGUGAAACUAUCUGGAGGAUACUCGUUAGUGAUCACGACGCAACCACUGACUAUCACGCCGGUCGACAAGGACUCAGUGCAGCUUGUGCUGCUCAAGAGUACGCCCUCGACGCUAGGUGUUUUGCCGGUGGAGCGAGCGCUGCAGGAAGCCCAGCUAUUUACCAGAGAGCUGUUUCGCGUUGCUAGUGAACACUAUGAGCGUGACCUACUAUGGUCUCGACUGCUGUUCGAUGACUCGCGCGGUCCCGAGACGGAUGUAGCUCGCACACUGGCGCUUCCAGCUGACUCUUUUCGCGUGGAAGUGGGGCCGCAGCAAUUGGAGGAAUGCCUUAGGCUGUCAAUUUGUACUCCCUUGGAAACGCUUGACCCGCGUCUUGACGAGCUGUUACGAGUAUCCGGCGUCUGCUGGCAAGAGUUGGCGCUACGACUGCGUGAUAUAUAUGCCGAUCAGCUCCGAGAGUUUCAGUUUGAAGAAGAGGACGAGAACAGCAGCCACCUGCUGUUGCUCUGUCCCGACGCGUUUGACCUCAUCAUCCACUUGACAUUCAUCACACCCAGAGACCAAACAGUCUUAGAACAAGCACAAGACAGAGUGGUCAGUAGAAGUGGCGACGAAAGUACAGACAGCAGAAGCUCAAGUAUCAACGGCAGCCACAUUAGCAGUAUUGGUGAGCAGUUGAACGAAAACAGCUUUCGUUCAGCCGCUAGACAAUUUGAAAAAGAUGCUGAGGGUGACGUGCGCGUGGAGAUCUGCCGCCGUGAAGAGCCGACAAACAAGCAGUUUACUUUUGCGCAGCGGCGUUCGAUCUUGGAGUUCGUCAACAGUAUUGUGCACUGGCAAUGGCGGAGUCUCAUUUACGAUUGA